Entelurus aequoreus (snake pipefish) is the source of this 4762-nucleotide messenger RNA. Its product is annotated as probable serine/threonine-protein kinase kinX. Gene Ontology annotation, biological process: small GTPase-mediated signal transduction. NCBI's taxonomy places the organism in Eukaryota, Metazoa, Chordata, Actinopteri, Syngnathiformes, Syngnathidae. Gene Ontology annotation, molecular function: GTPase activator activity. The record is from RefSeq and is a predicted model, not a curated record. The transcript has 14 exons. The coding region runs from base 221 to 4207 and encodes 1328 amino acids.
CUCAACGCCUGUGCCGAUGCACAGUAAAGUCCUUGUGUUGGCUUUUGCAGACCUAAGUCCAUUGGAACUAAAAAUGUUUCAACAACUUGCAACUUGCAUUGAAGAAGGCAGAAGCAGCAAGGCAUCCACACUCUCAUAGUCCAGUCUCAUCUGCUCGAACACGGGUCUGGACUUAGCAGGUCACAGGAGGACAACCCUGGUGUGAAAGCCUGAGGGAACCAUGAGGAGAGUCCGCAGGAAAGUGGCCAACAAGGAGAAGGUGUUUGGUUGUGAUCUUCUGGAGCACCUGAACGCCUCCAGUCAGGAUGUUCCACAGGUGCUGCGUUGUUGCACUGAGUUUGUUGAGCAACACGGCAUCGUGGACGGAAUUUACAGGUUGUCCGGGGUUUCGUCCAACAUCCAGAAACUCAGGAGCGAGUUUGAGAGUGACGGGACACCCGAACUCAACAAGGAAGUGUACCUGCAGGACAUCCACUGCGUCAGCUCGCUCUGCAAAGCCUAUUUCCGAGAGCUGCCCAACCCGCUGCUAACCUACCAGCUUUACGACAAGUUUGCUGAGGCGGUAGCUGUCCAGCUGGAAGAGGAGCGUCUGGUAAAAAUCAGAGAUGUCCUGAAAGAACUUUCAGCGCCACAUUACAGGACUCUUGAGUUUCUGAUGUCCCACCUCGCCAAGAUGGCAUCAUACUCACCUGAGACUAACAUGCAUGCCAGAAACCUGGCCAUCGUCUGGGCACCAAAUCUUCUCAGGUCAAAGGAUAUCGAGGUGUCUGGGUUCAAUGGCACCGCCGCCUUCAUGGAGGUCAGGAUUCAGUCCAUCGUGGUGGAGUUCAUCCUCACUCACGCCGCUCAGCUCUUUCCUGAACCAAGUAUAUCGUGCAACAGGAGGAAGUCUCUUCCCUCCCCAACAGCCAUUUUAAGUCAGGAAGAACCUUCGUUAAAGGCUCACCCUCCUGCCAACUUUGGAAACAUCAGUCCAGGGGAUGGUCCUCUUCCAAUAAGACCUUACCACGCUAUCAUAGAAGGCACUGACAAGAGGAAAGGCUCGUUUAAACAAAGGAAGUGGAUGUCCAUCUUCAAUAUCGGCGGUCGGUUCCAUGACCCAAGACGACGCCAUAAACACUCAGGCAAAGAAAAAGACAGACCAUCGUUGAGGCCGGCGAGAAGCAUGGACUCCCUCAGCAUCCCGUUAUAUUCAAAAGAAGGUUCUAAACAACUUCUCCAAACGUCUAAUUCCACCAAAAUGUCGGGUUUGGAGGCUGCGGCAUCUCCUGGUCAAAUUGGCGGAAGCGAAUAUGCCGUGACCUAUCGCAGGGGGACAGGACUUGUAAGCGGGGGCACACAAGGAAUUUACACAGCCCUUGACCCUGAAGGUUUAGGAAGCACAGACACUGACACCGUACUGUCCAGGUCACCGGGACUCACCACAAAAGUGGGUCGAAGAGCAGCAAUGCACAUCACGGGGCCUACCAUAGUAACCGUACCGCUUCAUAUCACCUCAAACUUGGCGUUAGGUGUGCUUCAAGGAGGCGGCUGUGAUAGGGUCGUCCACCGUGGCAGGGAUAAGGAAGGUGAAAAGGUGGAGGUUAGGGACAGAGUAGACAAAGUGGAGAGGAAAGACAGUGGACAAGUGCAAGGGAAGAUAGAAACUGAAGCAGUGACUAACAGGAAAGAAGUCUUGGAUGAGGACGUACUUACUUUAGUUGACAAAAAAGAGGAGGACAAAAAGGAGAGAAUGGUUUGUGGAUGGGAAAUAGUGACAGAAGAUCAAUGUGUGCCUAAAGAGACACACGCCAAAAGCCUGAACUCCAAUGCAGAUGAAGAUGUUGAGGGCAAGCAUGAUCUCAAGGAAAUGCAAGGAGAGGCAUCAGAUGAAAUUCAGCGGGAAGCAACUGAACCUGAGGACAACAAUGUUUUUGAUUCUUCCGACGUACUCAACUCCACAGAGGUGGAGCCAGAUGACCAGGAGCUGUCGGGCUAUGUUCAAGACAACUUUGAAUUUCUGGACCAAAUGGACUGUAGCGUCCUGGAUCACAUGGAUGGCAGUGUUUCCUGUCAGGUUCCUCUCCACUUAAAUGAAUUCUCAGUAGAACCUCCUGGACAUUCGGAUGACGAGUAUGAACUCAUGGAGCAAGCGUCACAUCAUUCCACUGGGACUGACAUAAGCCCAAAUACAAGUCCUGAAACAGGCAGUCAAAACCAACCAAAGCCCCACCGACAGCUCAGCGUCAAGUCAAACGAGCGACAGGCAAAAUCCCUCAGCUUGCCUCACAUGACCUCGCCGGUGUGCGAACCAGACAGCUGCUCUGACGAAGACAUCACAGAUGACGAAGUCACCUUUAAUUACAGCAGUGAGGAAGAGGACAGCUUGUUUGUUAAAAGCCUCCCUCCGGAUUUCUUUUUAAACAAUUUGUGUGAUCUUCAAUUCGAGGCCAGCUGCACUACCAGUGAUGAUGUUAGCGCUCAGGUAGAUCAGUCACAGAGAUGUGAAGUGAGUGAACGUCAUCUUGAUUGUUCUACUAGUAAGCAACUAAAUGAUGGAGAAGAGAUCCGAGGGGACAUGGAAGACGGACAGGAGCGAGAGGAGAUACCGCAAAACAAUGACAACGUUGACUACGAUGAGAACAGCCUAAGAACAACAAACAAAGAUCACAAUGUCAUGGAAACUGGUCUGUAUCAUGAUUUAAAACCUCUCCCUUUAGAAGCACCGUCACACCAAAGUGUGGACCUCUCAAAGGAGGAGGACACAGAUGAGUCCAACGUUGUGGCCUCUGAUGUACUGGUGGACACGGGACAACAGGAGGACGAAGAAGAAGGAGUCCGUCAACCUCAAGUCUCCAUCUUUUGUGGCGCCCAGAAAGAAACGGAGGAGACCAAAGAUGUUUCUCGAGGAGCAGGAGGGGUGUUUAAGGCAGACCAGGAUGGGGGGCAAGAGAGUGAAUGGACAGAAGACACUGGACAAGACAGAGAAGAAACAGGAUACUCACUUGAGCAAAAUAAGCUUGAAACCAAAAGAAGCAUCUCAGAAGCUCUCGCAAAUGAAAAUAGCGAAGAACUGCCUUUAGGAUUGUACAAUGAAAAGAUGGAGGAGUGCCACUCAGGGCUUGAUGACACAAUCAAGAAAAUCUGGGAUGAGAUUGAGGAGGUCAUCUGUGAACUGAUCGAAGAUGAAGAAAAAAAGAUGGGUGCAAGACAGGUUGGCGAUUGUGAGGAUACUCAGGUCUCAUUUGAGAAUCUUGUGCACUUUGAGGAAGAAGUGACAAACAAGAGCAAGUGUGACAUGGAAGCUACGGAAGACGAGAUGGAGACAAAUGUAGGGAAGGACGUUCAGGAUAAGACCAACUUAGCAGAGAUGGAGACAAAUGUAGGGAAGGACGUUCAGGAUAAGACCAACUUAGCAGAGAUGGAGACGAAUGUAGGGAAGGACCUUCAGGAUAAGACCACCUUAGCAGAGAUGGAGACAAAUGUAGGGAAGGACGUUCAGGAUAAGACCAACUUAGCAGAGAUGGAGACAAAUGUAGGGAAGGACGUUCAGGAUAAGACCAACUUAGCAGAGAUGGAGACAAAUGUAGGGAAGGACGUUCAGGAUAAGACCAACUUAGCAGAGAUGGAGACGAAUGUAGGGAAGGACCUUCAGGAUAAGACCACCUUAGCAGAGAUGGAGACAAAUGUAGGGAAGGACGUUCAGGAUAAGACCAACUUAGCAGAGAAGGGCGAUCAAAAGGCGGCAAAAGAGAAGAAACGCAGCCUUGAGGAAGUGAUGCCAAGUCUUAAAGAGACACAACUCCAAGAGGUCAGUUGUGAUGUUCCGCAGUCCAAAGAACCCAUGACCUAUGAGAUGCGAGGCGCCAGCCAAGGAGCAGCCGCAAGGAAGCUGGUCAUCUCCAAAUCACCAAGAGUUUAUCAAGUCAAAGCUGUGCCGGUGGUGCCCCCAAAACCCCAACACUGCAAGCUAGCGGCCCUGAACCUCCGACAGCAGCAGCAGCAGCGAGAGCGGAGAGACGCUGACGUGUCGGACGAAGAAGCCAGGGUGAAGAAAGAGAGUGUGCACAGGAAGGACAGCGACGAUGGCGUCGCCAGUAGGGACUCGCUCCGAGACAGCCCGCUCAGCAUGUGUUUUGACGAGGCCGUUGCCAUAGCUACCCUGAGGCGGGGAAAGGAGAAAGAGUGCGAGAGGGAAAGGCAGCGAGAUUGGGCAGAAGUCCAAUGAACUUAUUUUGGAAUCAUGAAGAUUUUCUUUGGUCGUACAAGUAAAAUAUGACAGUAUGGACAGUUAUUUUUAAUCUCAUAAAAAGAGGAAGGUUAAAGAUUAGGACAUUUCCUAGGCAUCGUUUUUAUGUGGAAAAGUAUUAAGACAUUUACGAGCCAAGUACUUUAGUAUGGUACAGAAGGGUAUGUUUGUUUCGGACAUGUUAAGAAGUUACCCUGAGAGCAUCACGUUUAUGCUCACACAAUUCAACAUGUCCAAAAAGUAGGAAGAAGAUCGCAUUUAAUCCUCCCCCUUCUCCUUGCCUGUUACUGAUCAUUCCUUUACAGCAUGUGUUAAACAGGUCAACACUUACAGCUGAAAUAUGCUCUCGCAUCACGUAGCUUGCGUCCAUUCGAGGGAUGGGUGACUUUCACAUUUAAAUUGAUAUGGUACCAAUUGGGAAUCGAUGCUUGUACACAAAGGUACCAAAUUUUGGUACUGUUAUGUGUGUUCAAUGUGUUAAUAAAUGUUAAUUGUUUAAAAAUAUCUCACCUUUUUAAUUUAACAUUUAACACU